This is a messenger RNA of Lucilia sericata (common green bottle fly), 5392 nucleotides long. Its product is annotated as protein sax-3-like. NCBI's taxonomy places the organism in Eukaryota, Metazoa, Arthropoda, Insecta, Diptera, Calliphoridae. The record is from RefSeq and is a predicted model, not a curated record. The coding region runs from base 289 to 5031 and encodes 1580 amino acids. Gene Ontology annotation, biological process: cell-cell adhesion. The transcript has 14 exons. Gene Ontology annotation, molecular function: protein binding.
AAAAUACUCCUCUAACUGGUGUCAAUAAUAAAUUUUCCGAAAAAAAUUACCAACAAAAUAAAUCAAAAUGUCAGUGUUUAGUGCUACAAAAACGAAUAAAUAAAAUUUUAUAAAAACAACUACAACAACAUUAAAUACACAAUUUUUUAAAUUCUUAACACAAAUCAAAUACUAUUUGAAUUUAUAGCUUAAAACUCAUUUACUUAAAACAGAUCAUAGAAAGAAAUAAAAGAAAAACGUAUAAAAAUAAUAAGAAAACAAAAAAAGUUUCUUCAAAUCACAUUCAAAAUGCAUCAUAUGUUAGAGCAUUUGUUGAGUUUUAAAAAUAUCUUUAAGAUUAACAAUAACAACAACAAUAAUACACAUACUAAUAAUACUCAUGUCGCCAACAUGUUAAGAACUAAAGCAACAAAAACAACAUAUGGAAUAAAUCCAACAGCAGCAUCAUCAUCAUCAUCAUCAGCACCCAAACAUUUUGGCUUGAUGUCAAUGCAGUUGCUGUUGGUAUUGUUGGUAUUUUUAUUAGCCGAUAGUGGAUUAUAUGGAUUAAAAAUAGUUACAGCUCUUAAGGCUCAAAAUCCUCGUAUUAUUGAACAUCCUAUGGAUAUGGUGGUGCCUAAAAAUGAUCCUUUUACCUUUAACUGUAAAGCCGAAGGUAGUCCUAAGCCAUCUAUACAAUGGUUUAAGGAUGGUUAUGAAUUGAAAACCGAUUCAGGAUCACAUCGUAUUUUAAUGCCAGCGGGUGAUUUGUUUUUUCUUAAGGUUAUUCAUUCACGGCGUGAAAGUGAUGCCGGCACUUAUUGGUGUCAAGCUAAAAAUGAGUUUGGUGUGGCCAGAUCACGUAAUGCAACACUGCAAGUGGCAUUUUUGCGUGAUGAAUUUCGCUUAGAACCCCAAAAUACCCGCGUAGCUCAAGGUGAGGUAGCCAUUAUGGAAUGUGGACCACCUAGGGGAUCACCUGAACCUCAAGUAUCAUGGCGUAAAAAUGGACAAACUUUAAAUUUAAAUGGCAAUAAAAGAAUACGAGUAGUUGAUGGUGGUAAUUUGGCCAUACAAGAUGUAAGACAAUCCGAUGAUGGACGCUAUCAGUGUGUAGUGAAAAAUGUAGUGGGUACCAGAGAAUCAUCAACAGCUUUUCUAAAAGUACACACCCGUCCAUUUUUAAUACGUGGCCCCCAAAAUCAAACUGCUGUGGUGGGUACCUCAGUGAUAUUUCAAUGUCGCAUUGGUGGUGAUCCAUUGCCGGAUGUCCUGUGGCGUCGUACUGCCUCUGGUGGUAAUAUGCCAUUACGUCGUGUCACCGUUUUGGAAGAUCGUAGCUUAAAGCUCGAUGACAUAACUCUUGAAGAUAUGGGCGAAUAUACUUGUGAAGCUGAUAAUGCAGUGGGUUCUAUAACGGCCACAGGAACUUUAGUAGUUCAUGCUCCUCCCAAAUUUACUUUACGCCCUAAAAAUCAAUUCGUUGAAGUGGGCGAUGAGGUCUUAUUCGAAUGUCAAGCUAGUGGUUAUCCCAAGCCCACCGUCUAUUGGUCUUUGGAGGGUAAUAGCUCUUUACUUUUCCCCGGCUAUAAGGAUAAUCGCAUUGAAGUGACGCUAACACCCGAGGGACGUUCGGUACUUUCCAUAUUCCGUUUUGCACGCGAAGAUUCUGGCAAAGUUAUUGUCUGUAAUGCUCUCAAUGCUGUGGGUAGUGUUAGCAGUCGUAUUGUGGUAACGGUAGAUACUCAAUAUGAAUUGCCACCACCGGUUAUUGAACAGGGUCCUGUUAAUCAAACUUUACCCGUUAAGUCUUUUGUUACCCUACCCUGUCGUACGUUGGGCUCUCCCAUACCUCAAGUGCAGUGGUAUUUGAAUGGUAUACCGGUAGAUGUUAAUGAACAUGAACGUCGCAAUAUGUCCGAAAUGGGUGCAUUGACUAUAGUGGAUUUGGUGAAGGGUGAAGAUGAGGGUUUAUAUACCUGUGUGGCUAGCAAUCGUAAUGGCAAAUCUUCCUGGAGUGGUUAUUUACGUUUGGAUACUCCCACCAAUCCUAAUAUCAAAUUCUUUAGAGCACCUGAGCUCUCGACAUUUCCUGGACCACCUGGUAAACCUCAAGUGGUGGAUAAAACUGAAGAUUCGAUUAGUUUGUCUUGGACACGCAGUAAUAAAGUGGGUGCCUCUAGUUUGGUGGGUUAUGUAGUGGAAAUGUUUGCCAAAAAUGAAACCGAUGGUUGGUUGCAAGUAGCUUCCAGAGUUCAAAAUACCACUUAUACACAAGUGGGUUUAUUGCCGGGUACAAAUUAUUUCUUUUUGAUUAGAGCGGAAAAUACUCAUGGAGUGUCGCUGCCUUCACCCAUAUCGGAGCCCAUCACAGUGGGAACGAAAUACUUUAAUAGUGGCUUAGAUUUGAGUGAAGCUCGUGCCAGUUUAUUGUCGGGAGAUGUAGUAGAACUUAUCAAUGCUAGUGUAGUGGAUUCCACUAGUAUGAAAUUAUCUUGGCAGAUCAUCAAUGGCAAAUAUGUUGAGGGUUUUUAUAUUUACGCACGUCAACUUAUGGAAACUUCAUCUGGCUCUACAGCCAAUACAAAUCCAUUAGUAGCCGCUGCACGUAGCAGUAACAGUAAUACCCGUUCAACAGCUGCCUCUUCAUCCGCAUUGAUUUCAGCUUCAAAACCAAAUAUUGCCAGACGUGAUGGUACGCCCUAUGUGUUAACUUCGACCACCACACCCUCCUCCAUUUUACAAUCGGCCGCUUCAUAUAUUGGUAGUACUUCGUAUCGUAUGUUGACCAUUUUGAAUGGUGGUGGUGCCUCAUCCUGUACCAUGACUGGACUUUUACAAUAUACUUUAUAUGAAUUUUUCAUUGUACCCUUUUAUAAAUCGGUCGAGGGUAAACCAUCAAAUUCACGUGUGGCACGAACUUUAGAAGAUGCACCCAAUGAAGCACCAUUUGGUAUGGAAGCCAUAUUAUUAAAUUCUUCGGCAGUAUUUUUGAAAUGGAAACAGCCAAAUCUUAAACCAGCACAUGGCAUUUUGUUAUACUAUCACAUUGUUGUAAGGGGCAUCGAUACAGCUCAUAACUUUUCACGUAUUCUAACAAAUGUCACAAUUGAUGCUGUUUCACCCACUUUGGUAUUGGCCAAUUUAACCGAAGGUGUUAUGUAUACUGUCAGUGUGGCAGCUGGUAAUAAUGCGGGUGUGGGUCCCUAUUGUGUACCGGCUACUUUAAGAUUAGAUCCGGUUACUAAACGUUUGGAUCCUUUCAUAAAUCAACGUUAUCCCAUAAAUCAAGAUCAUGUCGAUGAUGUGCUUACUCAACCAUGGUUUAUUAUAUUAUUGGGUGCUAUAUUGGCGGUUAUGAUGUUAUCCUUUGGCGCCAUGGUCUUUGUCAAGCGUAAACAUAUGAUGAUGAAACAAUCUGCCUUAAAUACCAUUAGAGGUACUCAUCCGAAUGAUGUUUUAAAAAUGCCCAGUUUAUCACGUAAUGGCAAUGGUUAUUGGUUAGAUGCUUCAACGGGUGGCAUGGUAUGGCGUACACAGCCCAGUGGUGAUACACUCGAUAUGCAAAAGGAUCAAAUUGAUGACUAUGCACCAGUAUGUCUAACAAACAAUACAGCUAAUGGUACAAAUGGCACAAACGAACGUAAUGGCAAUAAUGGCAGCGGGGUAGGGGGACAGCAACAAAGAUAUGUGGGUGAAUAUUCCAAUAUACCCACCGACUAUGCAGAAGUAACAAGUUUUGGCAAAACUGGCAGUGAAUAUGGUAUAGGACGUAAAAAUGCCUCUUCACCGGCACCCUAUGCUACCUCCUCUAUAAUGCAGCAACAACAGCAGCAUAAUACAAAUGGACAACAGCCACGUUAUCAAACUAGACCAGGUUUUAAUGUGCAACAAACACCAGCCUUGGCAAAUGUACAACAGCAGCAAAGACCCAUGCAUCCUCAUUAUCACCAGCAGCAACAGCAGCAACAACAAAAACAGCAAUUACAACAGCAACAACAUAAUGAAAGCAAUAAUAUUUAUCAACAAAUGUCUACCACCAGUGAAAUAUAUCCCACGCAAAUGACCAGCAAUAGAUCAGUGUAUUCUGAACAAUAUUAUUAUCCUAAGGAAAAAAUUCAUAUUACAGAAAAUAAAUUAAGUAAUUGUCAUACCUAUGAAACAGCCGACCAACAACAACAGCAGCAGCAACAACAACAUCAAUUGGGCCAACAAACAUUUGCUCAUAUAGGCACUUUAAGACGCAGUGGCAAUAAUCAACAAAGUAAUCGUUUUAAGGUCAUUAACACUCAGGCACAAAACUAUCAGCUGCAUUUGGCCGACAACCAGCAACAAAAACAACAACAACAACAACAAAAACAAAAUACGCUUAACAAUAAUCAAAACUAUAAUACCCAAGACAUGAUUAGUAAAAAUUUAAUGGACUUAGAUGCUGGUUCUUUCUGUUACAAUGGCAUGGCCGAUUCGGGUUGUGGUGGUUCACCCUCACCCAUGGCCAUGCUAAUGUCGCACGAUGAUGAAAUUGGUGAAGACCAGGCUCUAUAUCAUACAGCCGAUGGUGAUAAUGAAAGUGAUAUGGAACGUUUAUACGUCAAGGUGGAUGAGACACCACAACAGCAACAGCAAUUAAUACCCCUAACACCUCAACAUCUUCCACAACAACUGGCCAAUUCCCAUGCACAUCAAGAAACCAGUAUAACACAAAAUCAAUAUCAUAAUUGGCGUUCACACAAUAAUUCCUCAACACGUUCCAAUACCUCCUCGUCGGCCUCUUCAUCAUAUCAACGUAAUGCCAAUAUGCUUAAUAAUGCCCCAACAAUAAACUCCUCCGCAACAAACCCGCCUAUGGGAAGCUUAGAACAACAACAACUACAACAAACAGCACAAACAUCUUCACUACAAAUGCAUCACUUACAUCCGUUGCAUCAACAACAAGCCAGCAGUGAUUCAGAAAUGAUUUAUGCUCCCGGCGGCAGUAUGGCCAGUGAACGUAGUCUUUUAAGUAAUUCGGGUAGUUCAACGAGCGGUCCCUCUAAUGCACACAAUGUGUGACCCUUCUUCGAUAAGUGCCAAACGACAACUAUUAAAAUGAGUGAAGAUUUAGCCUGCGAAAGCACCAACUCAACAAUAACAACAACUACAGCUACAUCUGCAACAACAGCUAGACAUCAAGAAGAUUAUUAUGCACGUGAGGUUAAGGAGCUGCUAGAGUGGUGCGAACGUUUCAAUAAUGGACAAUUAGAUGAGUUUGAGUGAAAAUGUUGAAAGUAAAUGAUGAUAAUAAUAAACUUUGAUUUGUUUGCUUUUUAAUUGUAAUUGUUUUAAGUUUUAAGACUGAUUUUUAAACCUUCUUUAUUAUUUAAUUUAAUUUUUUUUUUAUUUUCUUUUAAAUAUUUUAAGUUUUUGCUUCCAA